UAGAGGGACAAAAAGGCCUUAACUGUCGUUCGGCUUUAGCAGUUAGCCGGUAAAGCAAACAUGGCUUCGUUCAUUAUCAAACCUACCCACGUCCGCUGUGUUGUGAGGACAGCCAGGCUCAUAAGCGAGCAUCGGACAGGGAUAACAUUAUUUUCAAAGAGAAGUUAUGCCACUGAAGAAGACAGCAGGAUACCCAAAAUAUACACCAAAACAGGGGACAAAGGUUUCUCAAGCACAUUUACAGGAGAAAGGAGGCCAAAGGAAGAUCAUAUUUUUGAAGCUUUAGGAAAUACCGAUGAGCUGUCAUCAGCUAUAGGCUUGGCCAGAGAAUUUUGCCUUGAUAAAGGUCACACAUUUGCACAUCAGCUGGACAAGAUACAGUGCAUUUUGCAAGACGUGGGCUCCAACAUUGCCACCCCUCUAUCAUCUGCAAGAGAAAGUCAUAUAAAGAAAACAAAAUUUACUGCUCAGCCAAUUGCAGACCUGGAAAGCUGGAUUGAUACAUUCACAGAGGAACUUCCUCCACUGACCAACUUCAUUUUACCUUCUGGAGGAAAGAGCAGUGCAGCCUUGCAUGUAGCUCGUGCAGUCUGUCGGAGAGCAGAGCGCAGCGUUGCUCCAAUUGUGCGCUCAGGGGAGGCGGAUCCAGAUGUUGCCAAGUUUUUGAACAGAUUAAGCGACUACCUCUUCACUCUGGCCAGAUAUGCAGCCUUGAAAGAAAACAACGAGGAAAAGAUCUACAAAAGACCAGAAUGAUCAGAUCCUCACAUGAGGAACAAGAUGUAUGAUCAUGUAUAUAAUUUCACAUACAUUGUAAAUAUAUUAAUAAAUAUGAAUGAGGUCCA
Molecule: messenger RNA, 845 nt
Organism: Thunnus maccoyii (southern bluefin tuna)
Lineage: Eukaryota; Metazoa; Chordata; Actinopteri; Scombriformes; Scombridae
Gene: mmab
Product: metabolism of cobalamin associated B
Exons: 9
Coding region: 61-756 (231 amino acids)
Molecular function (GO): corrinoid adenosyltransferase activity
Source: RefSeq, a predicted model, not a curated record